ACAUCAGGGACACGGCAGAAAUACUAUCCCGAACGAGUUCAGGCUAAGAGAAGGCUGGAGCUGGAAGCCGGUGACCCUCAGGACCUCCAGGAUGGUGGUGGGGCCGCCAAGAGGCCGGUGGCCUCUCUGUCCCACACUGGAGGAAAAGCUCCCGCCCCCAACCCCAUAGCAAACAAGUCCAUGUUCGAGAAGUCGCGCUAUGACACUUCGCUCGGUAUCUUGACGCAGAGGUUUGCGGAGCUGGUGAGGCGCUCUGCUGAUGGGGUGUUGGACCUAAACCUAGUCGCCAAGGAGCUCAAUGCCCCUAAGAGACGCGUGUACGACGUCACCAAUGUCCUGGAAGGAAUCCAUCUCAUCAAAAAGAAGUCUAAAAACCACGUCGAGUGGUUGGGCGGUCAAGAGAGCCUACACAGUGAUCAGGAGCUGAGGGCUCUCAUUGAGGAGGAGGAGAAGCUGGACGAGCUGAUCAAAAGCUGCACGCGGCAGGUUUACCAGAUUUGUGAGAACCAUUACAGUCAGAGAUUUGCCUAUUUGACUUACGAGGAUGUCCAAAGGAUUCCCAGCUUGAAAGAACAGACAGUGAUUGUGAUUAAAGCCCCUGCAGAGACAAAACUGGAGGUGCCACACCCAGAAGAGAGCCUCCAGGUCCACCUCAGCAGCACACAGGGGCCCAUUGAGGUGUUCCUCUGCUCUGAUGAACCCAUCCCUAUGGAAGUCACUGAUGGCUCUGUGGGCAAUGGCAGCCACUUAAACUCAUGCUCCAAUGGGAAUGGCUCUGUGUCCCUGUUGCCUUACUCAUCCUUUGUCCAGGUGUCUUCCAAAGACCAUGCUAAACCUAAUUCUGGAAUCAACAGUAUCUCCAACCCGCCGACACAACUCUCAUCACCGGCUUCCGUCUCCCCUGUCUCCCCCGGGCCCACCUCCUUGCACCCAGCCUCUGAAGAUCAGCAGAGCUUUGUCACACUCACUCCACCUCUGGCCUUCUCUCUUGAUGGAGAGGAGUACCUCCUGAGUCUGGCUGAGGAUGAGGGCAUUACUGACCUCUUCUCCUCUGUUGACCUGGACCACUUGCCCCUGGAUAUGCCCCUCUGAACAGCCGUUUUUGAAAUGCAUGAACUUUAGAAGCUGUGGCCAUCUUCCCACGAACAAGAUAUCAAGGGGGUUAUAGUAAAAGAACAAACUGCUCAUUUGAAUGUAAUUUUUCGUUUUUAUAUUUACGUUUUUCCUAACCUGGAGGAUGUGACUGGGAUUUACUGACACUCAGGUCUGUGGAGGAGGUUGUUUCCCAAAAGCAUCACAUUGGAGUGUUCUUGCAAUAGCUUUGGAUAUGGAGAGACCAAGUGAGAUCUUUUUAUGUCUUCCUUAUUGUCUUUAGGACAUGCACUUUGUUUCAGACCUUUGAUCUAUUGCAUUUCUGUGUUCUUCCUAAGUGUCCUUCUCAAGUCUCAACACAGGACUUAUUCUUGACCCUUAAUGUCAUGACAUCCCGUAGUGAUGGUCUGGAAAGAUGUCAUGGGUGACAUUUUGUAUCAUGAUUACAAAGGAGCCUUUACAACAAAGCCUGAUGAUUUAGCACCUAUUAGUGUGAAGAGGUGUUGAUUAAAAGCAUUAAAAAUGCAAACAACUGAUGUCUUGUGUUGGCUCUGCUACGAGGGAUGCACCUACCCAACUGUUUGUUGCCUGAUACCAGUUCCAAACCCUAAACUAUAUGCUCACAGUCCCGGUCGGUGAUUUUUUUUUUUUGCAAGUAUAAAAUCUGUAUCUCACCUCACUGUGGAAUUCCCUGGGACAAUUUGGCCAGGGAUUAUUGUGGUACUUAAAACUGAGUUGGCAGCCUGCCAUGACUGAAUGAACUGACAUUGGAUACACUGAAUAUUAAACCACUGUAAAAUUCCAUAUCCAUUGGUCACUUCAAGACUGAUACCUGAUCCAUUUAUUCAGGUCAUUAUCAGGCCAAUAUCAACCCCAGUGUAUCGUCUCUGUGUGAAUCGAGUUUUGGCUUCAUAGUUUCCUCUUUAAUAGAGUUCCCCAAAGUUUGACCUUUAACCUUUUCGUAAAUUGCUUGGUUAUUGGAGGUGGUUUGUCUAGUUGUUAAUUAGUAGAGAUAAAUGUAACGUGUAACAACCUGUGUCGGCCGUUGACAGCCUUCUGAUUGCAAACAUUGCAAACACUGCAAACUUACAUCCUCCAUGGAGCAUCUCAAAUGAGUGCAGUAGACUCGGAGCUCCCAGAAGUCAGUAUUUAUAAAAACUAACUUCUGUGGAGGAUAAGAUUAUCUUUGAAUUAAUAGCAAUGACUUUAUUUCUCUAACUCAUUUGUUUUUUAAUUUUACUCUCAAAACCAAAUAUGGACAGCAUCAGACCAUAAAUACCAGUCUUAUGGUUAAGGAUGUCGGCCAUUUUUGCUCUUAACAAUCCACUACGAGGCAAUGAACAACAUCUUUUGUUAAAGUUUUUUUGGACCAGUCGGGAGUAACUUAAAACGUAACGUUAAAAUGAUUACGUAAAGUCCAUGAGCAUUCUUAAAAUUGUGACACUAAGCUAAUCUAGACUAAAAACACUCUGUUCAGAGCUUCAUGUCCUAGAUGUUCCUUUUUUAUAUUCAAUUAGCUGUCAGAUUAUUCCUUACUUGGUAAACCACUUGUUAUACUAUACACCAGAUUUGUGCUACCCAGAAGACCUUUAGGGCUAAAUGGCUUUUAUGUGUUGAAGCUCAAAGGGUCAGUUCUAGGUCCAAAGUCAAUACUAUCAAUCGAAGUGAAAUGAAUGGAGACAUGCCUGAUUACAUGAGCUCAUGUUCACCAGUUUAAAAUGCAUUCUGAAGUAAAUCUUUCAUUGUUUUUAAACAACUGCCCAUAUUAUACAUAAACUAUACACUUUACAAAUUAAUAAAACAGUUCAAUUCAGUUUUAAUGGCAAUAAUGAAGUUCAAAGCUUGGUCCGUUUAUAUUGAAGUUGCAGUUCAAGCCUUUGUGUAUUUCCUGAAUGCCAUGAAGCUAGAUUUUCCACUACUCUCACAUUGCAGUGUUAAUGUAGUAUUUUACCAUGCUACACUGACCUGAAGAUUAAAAUACGGAAUUAUGACUUGUUGAUUGAAAUACUUCAUCAGUCAUCAUUCACCCCCUCCUCAUCUCCUUGAAAUACAGAUACCCUCUACAUUAAGCUCUUUGUUUUCUUCAGUCUACUAUUGAGGUCACAGUUGUGAGUUUGAUAAGUUAAUGUAGCAUGAUAGAGAUAGGGUAGAAGUGUCCUGUGUUAAAUUGGGACAAACUGCUAUCAAAAAUUAGGAAAUGACUUACUUGGUCUGGCAAGCAGAGUGGAUAAUAAAUGAAUCCUCCAAGCAAAGGAAAUGUUUCAUUAACUAGCAAAUGUUUUAUAUAUUGUAUAAGUGGUUCAUUUUGUUGGAACUAGUCGAUUGAUUUACAUCCAUUGGCAUGGAAAAAUAUUGCCAUUACGAUGUCAUUAGAGUCAUUAGAGUAGCUGGAAACAUUGUUCAGUUAGUUGUUAAAUAAGUCAUAUCCUAAAUGAGGUUUUGAUAACAAUGGUGACAGGUUCUACAUGUUGGAAAAGAUGUAUUAACAUUAACUAUAUGUUUACCUGCUUAUAGCAAUGUUAAAUUAAUUGAAAAUGUGAUUUCAUUUGGGUAAUCCAGUGGAUUAUGAUGAAUUUAUUUCAAGUCAA
Molecule: messenger RNA, 3680 nt
Organism: Dicentrarchus labrax (European seabass)
Lineage: Eukaryota; Metazoa; Chordata; Actinopteri; Moronidae
Gene: e2f3
Product: E2F transcription factor 3
Exons: 7
Biological process (GO): regulation of transcription by RNA polymerase II
Cellular component (GO): RNA polymerase II transcription regulator complex
Molecular function (GO): protein dimerization activity; DNA-binding transcription factor activity, RNA polymerase II-specific; RNA polymerase II cis-regulatory region sequence-specific DNA binding
Source: RefSeq, a predicted model, not a curated record